GAGGAGCCGGGAGGCGGCAGCGGCAGCAGCCGAGGAAGGCGAGCGCGUCGGAUCCGGGCGCGCAAUGGGGUUGCUGAGCUUUGCGCGCGAGCCGGUACCGGAGACGCUGAGCGCCGACCUGCAGCAGCUCAACCAGCUGAGCGCCCAGCAAUUCUCCACUCUCGUGGAAGUGGUUUUCCGAUUUCUGCAGGAACCGAAAGAGGUCGAAAGGUUCCUAGCUCAGCUCUCUGAAUUUGCCACCAGCAAUAAACUCAGCCCGGGCCCUUUGAAGAACAUCGUUAAAAGCCUCCUGUUGGUGCCAAAUGGUGCCCUAAAGAGGAGUCUUUCGGCAGAGCAGGUUAGAGCAGAUCUUAUCACCCUAGGGCUGAGCGAGGAGAAGGCCAGCUAUUUCGAAGAGCAGUGGAAGGAGAAAUCGCCAACCCUCUCGCGCCUUGCUGUGGGCCAGACCCUGAUGGUUAACCAGCUCGUAGACAUGGAGUGGAAAUUUGGAGUUACAGCAGGAAGCAGCGAACUGGAGAAAGCUGGAAGCAUCUUCAUGCAGCUGAAAUUGGUGGUUAAGAAAGGAAACAAAGUGGAGCCUCUGUACAUGGAGCUGACGCUGCCUCAGUUUUACAGCUUCCUUCACGAGAUGGAGAGGAUGAAAACCAGCCUGGAAUGCCUCAGCUGAGUUUCCGGAGGGGCAUCGGCCGCGGCCUGCUUUAAACCAGACAGGGGAAGCUGAACGUCAACCACCCAUGGCCCCUGGAUCAGAUCCCCCAACCGCCAUUUUCCCCAUUGAGAAGUUUGGGGUCAAAGAAGCACCCCACUUUUAAAGUCUGGCUCCCUUGGGGGCCCUAAGAGCCAUUAAGGGACAGCAGAGGGUGGGAAGUGUUUUGUAAAACCUGCAAAAGUCUGGUGUUUUUUUCUCUCUCUCUGGCUGCAUAAAAGGCUUGUUUGGGGAGAGCAGUGUGCUGCAGAUAACGGUGCUUGGAAGGGGAUUGAGGAAGCAGAAAUAAAAUGGGCAUGGGGAUGACUUUUCGCUCUCUUUUGAGAGGAAGAGGUGGCAGCUGUAAAAUCUCCUUUAAAAUCUA
Lacerta agilis (Sand lizard) is the source of this 1070-nucleotide messenger RNA. RefSeq names its product COMM domain containing 7 (gene COMMD7). The transcript has 9 exons. Lineage: Eukaryota; Metazoa; Chordata; Lepidosauria; Squamata; Lacertidae. Gene Ontology annotation, molecular function: NF-kappaB binding. Gene Ontology annotation, biological process: tumor necrosis factor-mediated signaling pathway; negative regulation of DNA-templated transcription. The record is from RefSeq and is a predicted model, not a curated record. The coding region runs from base 65 to 667 and encodes 200 amino acids.